Closterium sp. Naga37s-1 is the source of this 840-nucleotide messenger RNA. NCBI's taxonomy places the organism in Eukaryota, Viridiplantae, Streptophyta, Zygnematophyceae, Desmidiales, Closteriaceae. The record is from the annotation of a GenBank genome assembly.
AUGAAAGCGCCCGGCUGGAAUGUCGAUAUUAGGGGCGCCGCGAUGUUCCUGCAGUACCUGCUGUCCCUGCUCUUGGGAAAGCCGUUUCCGCCGCCUCCGGAGCAGCCUGCAAAGCCGCGGCUCGUUCUGUUGACGAAUAACUCCCUCGACGCGAAAUGCCUCGACGGGAGCCCCCCAGGGUACUAUUUCCGGGCGGGCACAGGGGUCGGCAAGAGAAUGUGGCACAUCAAUCUGCCGGGCGGCGGAUGGUGCAGCUCUGUCGCAGAGUGUGUCGCCAGGAGCAAGAUGCUUUACGGCAGCAGCACGUUCUACCCUGAAGUGCCCACCCGCAUACCCCCCUUCCCCCGCUUCGCAGGCUUCCUUUGCAGCAACAGAAGCAGCAACCCACCCUUCCACAACUGGAACCUCGUUCGUCUCAUCUACUGCGAUGGUGGCGGCUAUUUGGGAACGGCGGGGAGGCUGGAGGUUAGAAGAGGCACCGUUCUUUACAUGGAUGGGUGGAAGAUCGUCCAGUCGGUGAUCGAGGAUUUGAAGUCGAAGGGCGAGAUCCAAUCUGCAACGCAUAUCCUCCUCUCGGGCACCUCAGCGGGUGGCCAAGCAUCUCUCAGUCUCUGCGAUCGCAUUGCUGCCACCUUUCUGUGGGCGGCAACUAAGUGCUUGUGUGACUCGGGCAACUUCAUUGACUCCAAGGACCGAAUGGGGGGGAACACAUGGCGUGACAAAAUCACAAACAUGGUUGCUCUGCACAAGCCAACCUGGCCUGCUUGCCAAGAUGCCUUACCUGAGACCGAACAUUGGAAGUGCUUCUUUCCGCAGUACACUCUGCAGCUCGGAUUGUAA